Messenger RNA from Penicillium cosmopolitanum, 2388 nucleotides. RefSeq lists its product as uncharacterized. Gene Ontology annotation, molecular function: alpha-L-fucosidase activity. The record is from RefSeq and is a predicted model, not a curated record. The transcript is spliced from 5 exons. Gene Ontology annotation, biological process: glycoside catabolic process; fucose metabolic process. Gene Ontology annotation, cellular component: lysosome. Lineage: Eukaryota; Fungi; Ascomycota; Eurotiomycetes; Eurotiales; Aspergillaceae. Bases 1 to 2388 code for a protein of 795 amino acids.
AUGUUGAAUGCCGGGUGUAUCGCAACCGCUAUUCUGGCGAGUGCGACUGCUUGUCAGGCAGUAAUUUUUAAGCCACAAAAUGACUUUGAAGCUAUAUCUGGACCCAAUCAUUCCAUUGCGUUGGAUCUACGCCCAUUUGUCAAUAACCGUGCAUUUGGCCUGAGGCCUAACGAUUCGAGCUUUGAUGGCCAAGGAAACUCAUAUCCAGCCAAAGAGAUUCCGCCAGAGAGGUUCGCUUAUGGAGGAGUUAAUUAUCGAUUCUCUCCAUACAAUGCAUCUGGCUACGACAAUGUUUUGGUCAAGGGACAAGAGGUUGAAGUUCCUCGUGCGAAAUAUUUCAGCUACCAGAUGCUUGCUGCAUCAGAGUCUGGAAUGGCAGCAGGGUCGGUCACAGCUAAGUAUGCCGAUGGUAGCAAUACGACUGGCCCGUUACUCGUCCCUGCAUGGUGGAGCUGGCCGUAUCCCGCUGGAGGAGACCUAAUCUUUUCUUCUUAUCUCACGGAAAACAGCACGAAUUUCAACCGAACCAAUAUUUUCCAAACCAUAAAUUGGCUUGAUUCGUCCAAAGAGCUUGUUUCACUAAAGUUCCCCGAGUCCUCAUCUGGGUCUUCAACCGAACCUGGAGGCGCCGAAGUUGACACAAAACUGCACGUUUUUGCCUUGUCGCUCCUACCCGCCUCAAAAGGCGUUUCAAGAACACCAAGGCUUGAGACUCAGUAUGCUCGUUCUACGCAGAAAUGGAUGGAAGGCACUGACAAAGUCCAAAUCAUCGAGGUUCUGGUGAAUAAUGUUGGGUCCUCGUUCAUCUUGCGAAAUAACACUGUUAGAGUCCGGGUUGAGUCGCCGGGCCUGGAAACGGUCACCAAUGGAGUGAUCAAUCGCCUUGGGCCCGGUGAUCAGGCUAUAGUGGAGAUCGGUGUUAGAAAUCGCAACGGAGUGAAAUCAGGAGAAUCUGGCCCAGCCACUGUGGUCAUCGAAGGCGAAGGAGUGGCAAGCAGAAAGUAUGCUUUCAAAGCGUCCUACGGUAUUGCCCUGUACAAGGCUACCUACGAGUCCAUCUACAGCCAUGAAGCCCCGAGCUGGUAUAACAAUGCCAAGUAUGGGAUCUUCAUCCACUGGGGGAUUUAUUCAGUGCCCGGUUGGGGCAAUUCGGGAUCGAAGGAGAACUACGCUGAGUGGUAUUGGUGGUGGCUCGGCAAAGGUCCUAGUGAUAAGACUGAUGUCUACGACUAUCAAAAGAAGACUUACGGAACAGAACUUGCAUACGAUGAUUUCAUUCAGAAUUUCACGGCGGACGCGUGGGAUCCUAAGGAAUGGGUUGAUCUUUUCGCCGAUUCCGGUGCAAACUACUUCGUUCAAGUCAGCAAACACCAUGAAGGAUACGCUCUUUUCGAUCUUCCUGAGAACGUCACCAAGAGAACAUCUGUGGCCAUGACCCCACACCGGAACUUAGUACAGGAACUUUUUGACGCUUCGAAAAAGUACCAACCCCACUUGCAUCGUGCGGUAUACUACUCUCUACCCGAAUGGUUCCAUCCCGACUACAGAAAAUAUGGGUUCUCUUCAUGGCCUGGAGGAAAUGCUACCAAUCCUUUCACGAACGAAACACUUCCGUACACUGGAUACGUGCCACUUAACGAUUAUAUUGAGGAUAAAAUACUGCCUGAAAUGAAUACUCUGGCUGAUAUGGGCACUGAAAUCAUGUGGUGUGAUAUCGGUGGACCUAAUCGCACUGUUGAGUUUGCAUCACAGUGGUUCAACCAGGCAGCAGAAGAGAAUCGGCAGGUUGUGAUGAACGCACGAUGUGGCCUACCGGGAGAUUUUGACACCCCUGAAUAUGCCCGGUAUGGUGGGGUCCAGGUUCGCAAAUGGGAGAGCAGCCUGGGUAUGGACCCGUACAGCUAUGGCUAUAACCGCGCAACACCCUUGGCUAGCUAUAUGAACGCUAGCAGUAUUGUCACGGGCCUGAUUGAUAUUGUGAGCAAGAACGGGAAUUUCCUUCUAGAUGUGGGCCCAACUGCGAAUGGGACAAUUAUCGAUGUUGAGCAAAGAAACCUUCGCGAGGCUGGUGUUUGGAUCAAGGAUCAUGCUGAGGCUAUCUUCAACACAACAUAUUGGUUUGUCACUCCCGAGGAGGGUGAUAAUGUCAGGUUCACCAUCUCGAAGGAUGCUUUCUACAUUCAUGCGCUCGCCAAGCCGAACAGCACUUUGAUCUUGAAUAGUCCCAUUCCAUGGGUCAAUGGUGACAAGGUGACUGUACUGGGUGGGAAAAUGGAUGGUGAAGUUGUGCCAACAAGUAAGUCUAGCAAUGGAUCGGUAACCCUUUUCCCAACCAAGGAGAUUGUCGCAGCCGAUCGGUUUGCUUGGGUAUUCAAGAUCUCCUAUUAG